This is a messenger RNA of Striga asiatica, 516 nucleotides long. The record is from the annotation of a GenBank genome assembly. Lineage: Eukaryota; Viridiplantae; Streptophyta; Magnoliopsida; Lamiales; Orobanchaceae.
AUGAAAAAACAGAGCUGGAACCCAAGUGCAAGCCCAAACUACAUAGGAGUCCGCAAGCGAAAAUGGGGCCGGUGGGUGUCCGAAAUACGCGAGCCCGGGAGAAAGUCGAGGAUUUGGUUGGGAAGUUUCGACACGGCCGAGAUGGCGGCUGCAGCCUACGAUGCAGCCGCAUUCCACCUCAAGGGCUCCCGGGCCCGGCUCAAUUUCCCGGGCCUGGCCAAUCGCCUCCCCAGGCCCGCUGGGAAUGGGCCUGAAGAUAUCCGCCAGGCAGCCCAACAGGCGGCCGAGCAGCUUGUUGUCGGACAACAGAGCCGCUCAUGUGGCGCUGACAGUAAUUGUUUGCCGACGAGGGUCGAGCUUUCCCCGGCCGAUAUCCGAGCCAUAAACGAGUCACCUCUUGACUCGCCGUGCGCAUGGAUGGAGUUGGCGGGCUCGUCUGUCAGGGCCGGGGAGCCUGGGAUUGAGAGGGAAGAGGAUUGUGAUGAAAUGGAAUCUUCUUAUUCCAUAUGGGAUUGA